Pectinophora gossypiella (pink bollworm) is the source of this 2145-nucleotide messenger RNA. Its product is annotated as serine-rich adhesin for platelets-like. The transcript has 2 exons. The record is from RefSeq and is a predicted model, not a curated record. The coding region runs from base 1 to 1659 and encodes 552 amino acids. Lineage: Eukaryota; Metazoa; Arthropoda; Insecta; Lepidoptera; Gelechiidae. Gene Ontology annotation, molecular function: chitin binding. Gene Ontology annotation, cellular component: extracellular region.
AUGGAGUCUAAGAUACUAUUCGAUGCUUUUCUCGUCUUAUGCGCGAUAAGAAGGGUUUUCGGCGAUGUCGAUUGCUCAGAAACGGGUGCUGGCGUCUUCGCAGAUCCUGAUGAUACCACCUGCAAGAGCUUCACGACAUGCGUCUAUAAUAGUGCCUUCGAUGCUUAUGCUGUGACCAAUUACACAUGUGCCAGUGGAAAAGUGUUUAGUCCAAGCGCCGUUUCUUGCGUGGCCUCCAGCGAAUAUGAUUGUAACGCAAGUUCUACUACCACUGUAGCGUGUGAUACAACAACCACUGAGACUGAUACAACAACUACUGAAAUCACAACCACAGCUGUGACUACGACUACUGACGCUGAUACGACAACCACCGAAAUCGCGACUACAACUACUCAGGCUGAUACAACUACUGAGGGCACGACAACGACACCUGAGGCCGAUACCACAACUACUGAGAUUACUACUACGACUACUGAGGCUGAUACCACAACUUCAGAAAUCACGACAACGACCGAUGCUGCAACUACAGAAGCACAUACAACGACAACUGAAAUCGCGACAACGACUACUGAGGCAGAGACCGCUAAUACAGAGGUCGCGGCUACCACCAGUGAUGCUGCCACGACUACUACUGAGAUGACCACUACUACUACUGAAGCCGAUACCACUACUACUGAAGUCACGACAACUACUGAAGCUGAUACCACUACUACUGAAGUCACGACAACAACGGACGCUACAACUACUGAAUCCGAUACCACAACUACUGAAGUCACGACAACUACUGAAGCUGAUACCACUACUACUGAAGUUACGACAACAACGGACGCUACAACUACUGAAUCCGAUACCACAACUACUGAAGCUGAUACCACUACUACUGAAGUCACGACAACAACGGACGCUACAACUACUGAAGUGGAUAUCACAACUACUGAAAUCACAACAACUACUGAAGCCGAUACCACAACUACUGAAGUCACGACAACAACGGACGCUACAACUACUGAAGCGGAUAUCACAACUACUGAAGUCACGACAACUACUGAAGCCGAUACCACAACUACUGAAGUCACGACAACAACGGACGCUUCAACUACUGAAGCGGAUAUCACAACUACUGAAUUCACGACAACUACUGAAGCCGAUACCACAACUACUGAAGUCACGACUACGACUACUGAGGCUGAUACCACAACUACUGUAAUCACUACUACAACUACUGAAGUCACAACCACUACUACCGCUGCACCAAACAAUACAUUUACUUGUUCUGCAGUCGGAAGGUUCGCAAAUCCGUCUGACACAGCAUGCGGAACCUACUAUUUCUGUGUUCAGUAUCCAACUGGGGAUUUUCUGCAAGAAUUAUAUACUUGUCCCUCGGGGUCAUACUUUAACCCCACAACUAAAAUGUGCACAAGUACCUAUACUUGUUCUGUUGAGACUAGUACCGAAACUAGUACUGAAUCUGGAUCGUUUACAUGUACUACUGCUGGUAGAUAUGCCAACACUGCAGAUACUACUUGUGAGAGUUAUAUUUUCUGUGUUAUGAUGUCAGACGGAACAUUUGAUCAAUACCAAUAUACGUGCCCAUCGGGAACUCGAUUCAAUCCGACUUCAAGAGUUUGUUCGAGUAGCUAUACUUGCACAAGUUUGUAAACGUUUUAAAAUUGCAGGGGAUAAAAUGGCCACAUUGUAUCAAUUGAUCUAAAACAGCAAUUUGCAUUUGUUGACAUUUGUGUACUUAAUACUUACUUUUUACAUGAAUUGCUUCAAUGUGCCCUUUUCAAUCUACCAGUUUGGGUGAUUUAUUGGGAUGUAUUUUUAAUACAAUGCUAAGUUCAAAAAUAUUGUAAAUUAUACUUGAUAAUGUAACGUUGAAACACGAACAACACUAUGUUAGUUUAAGAUAAAGUAUACUUUGUUUGGAUAGAUCUGUACAGUUCUGCGCACGCACCUCGACAAUAAUAUAUAUAUAGUAUAUAUCAGAUAUAAUAUUAUAGAUAUCAAACAUACCUUUACCUACCAUACCCAUACCUACCAUGUGACAAUUCAGAGACAGUUUCCUCAAACGACUCAAUACAGCAACCUAAAUAUUUAUUUAAUAUUAAGUUUAUCUUUUGUAUAUUUAGCUGUAAAUAAUAA